Molecule: messenger RNA, 1091 nt
Organism: Stomoxys calcitrans (stable fly)
Lineage: Eukaryota; Metazoa; Arthropoda; Insecta; Diptera; Muscidae
Product: hatching enzyme 1.2
Exons: 2
Coding region: 1-1059 (352 amino acids)
Biological process (GO): proteolysis
Molecular function (GO): zinc ion binding; metalloendopeptidase activity
Source: RefSeq, a predicted model, not a curated record
AUGUUGAAAUUUAAGAUUUCCGUCGCUCUGUUAUUAGCCUGUGUGGCCUUUGCGGCAGCCACACCCGUUAUACCCCCCAUUGGCGAUGAAGAAGAAAUCGUAGAGGUAGACUCAAAUAACUUGGGCGAGUUUCGGUUGUCACCUUCUAAGGAUGUCAUCGAUUUGAGUUUCUAUGGCAUGGCCCUUUUUGGGGAACCCGAUGUUCAGGACACUGCCCGUUUGGUGGCCAAUUAUAGUGCGGACACUGCAUUAGUUAAUCCCGAGGAAUUGGGUUCCUAUUUGGAGGGAGACAUAUUGGUGCCCAAGCAGGGCGUGAUAGUCAAAAAUGGUCUCACCACUCAAAGUUCCCGCUGGCCCAAAGGCAUAGUGCCCUAUGAAAUUCGUGGCAAUUUCAAUGGCCAGGAUAUGGCCAUAAUUGAACAUGCCAUAGCCGAGUAUCAUCGUCGCACCUGCAUUCGUUUUGUGCCGCGAACCUCACAACAAGAUUACAUUUCCAUAGUUAGUGGUAAUUCAGGCUGCUGGUCUUCGGUGGGCCGCGUGGGUGGCAAGCAGGAGGUUAAUCUGCAAUCGCCUGGAUGUUUGACCAAACCGGGCACUACCAUACAUGAAUUGAUGCAUGCUUUGGGCUUCUUGCAUGAACAGAAUCGUGAGGAACGUGACUCCUAUGUAAAUAUCCAAUAUCAGAAUAUUCAACCCAGUGCCAAGUCAAAUUUCGAUAGAGCUUCCCGGACUUUGGCCUUUGGGGUGCCCUAUGAUUAUGGCAGUGUUAUGCAUUAUUCGGCCAAUGCUUUCUCCACCAAUGGUCGUCCCACCAUAGUGGCAGUGCGUUCUAUGGGUAACUCAGUAAUGGGGCAACGUGAUGGAUUUUCCAGCAUGGAUGUGGAAAAAUUAAACAAAAUGUAUGAUUGUGGUUAUAGUUCAGCGGCUGCUCCCAAUCCUGCAUCUGUGCCUGUAGGCGGUGGAAUGGGUACUGCAGGUGCUGUGGAUAAUUCCCUUGUGAAUAGCUUCAUCAAUGGCAUCAUGACAGGUUUGGGCUAUGGAGAUGAUCCUACGGCUUGAACUUCUUGAAAACGAAAAUUAUAUGGAGUACA